Messenger RNA from Solanum dulcamara, 923 nucleotides. Its product is annotated as temperature-induced lipocalin-1-like. The transcript has 2 exons. The coding region runs from base 134 to 691 and encodes 185 amino acids. The record is from RefSeq and is a predicted model, not a curated record. NCBI's taxonomy places the organism in Eukaryota, Viridiplantae, Streptophyta, Magnoliopsida, Solanales, Solanaceae.
UCCACCCUAUUACCUUUAUAUAUAUCAUCAUACUAAACCUUAUCAAGAAACCAAUCCAAAAGACACCAAAUCCCUUUGUUUCUUGAAGAAAAACAAAAACAAUACUUUCUUGAAAUUUUGCAAAAAAAAAAAAAUGACCACAAAAGAGAUGGAAGUAUUUAAGAAUUUGGAUGUUGAAAAAUACAUGGGAAGAUGGUAUGAAAUUGCUUCAUUUCCAUCAAGAAAUCAACCUAAAGAUGGUGUAAACACAAGAGCCACUUACACUUUGAAUCCUGAUGGAACAAUACAUGUGUUAAAUGAAACAUGGAGUGGUGAAAAAAGAGGUUCAAUUGAAGGAACAGCUUAUAAAGUUGAUCCAAAAAGUAAUGAAGCAAAACUCAAAGUGAAAUUUUAUGUGCCUCCUUUCUUGCCAAUAAUUCCAGUUACUGGAGAUUAUUGGGUUUUAUAUAUUGAUGAUGAUUAUCAAUAUGCUUUGAUUGGUCAACCUAGUAAGAAGUAUCUUUGGAUAUUAUGUAGGAAACCACAUCUUGAUGAAGAAAUAUACAACCAACUUGUUGAGAAGGCAAAAGAAGUUGGAUAUGAUGUGAGCAAACUUCACAAGACACCUCAAGCUGAUCCUCCACCAGAGGGUGAUGAUGUCCCAAAGGACACUAAAGGAAUUUGGUGGCUCAAAUCAAUCUUUGGAAGAUAAAUCCAUAUUAAAUAUAGUUUUUUAGAAAAAAAAAUUACAAUAUAAAUAAUGAAAAGUUGUCUUGUAAAAAAGAGUUUGUUGUUUUAAAUUUCAAAUGUUUUUAAGGUUGUAAUUUUCUUUAAGUGUCUCCUUGUUGUAGAGAUGGUAGUUUAGUAUAUCUAGUAGUGUGGUGUUUUAAGAGAGUUUGUUUGUUAAUUUUGUAUAUGAAUUUAUGAGUAUGAAAUGUUGAAUA